AUGGAUUCUCCGAUCAGAGAUUACUACAACGGAAAGUCCAUAUUAAUAACGGGCGGCACAGGAUUUAUUGGCAAAGUAUUGUGCGAGAAGUUGUUGCGCUCGUGUCCGGGCGUUGACAAUAUCUUUGUGUUAUUACGUCCGCGAAAUGAUAAGACAGCCCAACAACGGCUUCAGGAAGAUAUACUCGACUCUAAGGUCUUUACUCUAAAUAACAAUGGCUUAAAUCACAGCAAAAUCGUUGCCGUCAGCGGAGAUGUGAGCACAGCUGGUCUCGGCUUGUCUGACGAGGACAGGGAUCGGCUUAUAUCUGAGGUGUCGGUUGUGUUUCAUUCGGCGGCUUCUGUUAAAUUUCACGGACCCCUCAAUGACUUCAUUGUCCAAAAUGUUUGCGGAACUCAAGCAGUGAUGCAAUUGUGCUCUAAGAUGACUAAACUUGAGGUUUGUUUUGUGAUUUCAUAUUUAAGAUGGGUUGAUAACGUGAAUGGAGUGGCGGGCGCUCUCAUGUUGGGUGCUUUGGGUAUUGCCAGGACUAUGGAAGUCAAUUGUGACGCGAAAGCGGAUUUAAUUCCCGUGGAUAUGAUCGCCAAUUCUCUGGUCGUGAUUGGUUGGCAUUCAGGCACUCAUCCCAACGAUAAGAAACAAGUGAUACAUUUGACGAGUGGUGUGGAGAACCCGGUGACCUGGGGCAAAUUUCUUGACUACUCGAGAGUGGCAGCUGUGAAGGCGCCGUCCAUACGAAUGGUGCGGCCAUUGGCUAAGAAUCCCACGAGUUAUAGGGGACCGUUGGGUCGUAUCAAUCAUGUGAUCACCAAAUAUGUGUCACACAUAUUGUUCGCGUAUUUCGUGGACGCGAUUAUUACACUACUCGGCUAUAAGAGGAUUAUGGUAAAAGUGACAAAUAAGAUGCACCGGGCGUUCACUGUAUUGGAACACUUCACUAACAAGGAGUGGGUGUUUCACAACACAAACUAUUAUGAAAUACACGACAAGUUGUCAGAAGAGGAUCAGAAGCUGUACUUCUCGGACAUACGACGACUNAUUAUUGUCGUUAAACACCAAACAUCACUUAACAAACACUCCACUCUAUUAAUAGUGGCCUAA
Molecule: messenger RNA, 1101 nt
Organism: Medioppia subpectinata
Lineage: Eukaryota; Metazoa; Arthropoda; Arachnida; Sarcoptiformes; Oppiidae
Source: the annotation of a GenBank genome assembly